Messenger RNA from Pygocentrus nattereri (red-bellied piranha), 411 nucleotides. It is a transcript of the gene rps28, whose product is annotated as ribosomal protein S28. Gene Ontology annotation, molecular function: structural constituent of ribosome. The record is from RefSeq and is a predicted model, not a curated record. Lineage: Eukaryota; Metazoa; Chordata; Actinopteri; Characiformes; Serrasalmidae. Gene Ontology annotation, biological process: maturation of SSU-rRNA; translation; ribosomal small subunit assembly. Gene Ontology annotation, cellular component: ribosome; cytosolic small ribosomal subunit. The transcript is spliced from 4 exons. The coding region runs from base 75 to 284 and encodes 69 amino acids.
UAAAGCGUGUGUUUGUCCGGCCUAUAUAAAGGCGGCGCGCCUACGUCACUUCCUUUCUCGUCUAAGCGGAGAUCAUGGAUGCCAGCCGCGUGCAGCCCAUCAAGCUCGCCAGAGUGACCAAAGUGCUCGGCAGGACCGGCUCCCAGGGCCAGUGUACCCAGGUCCGUGUUGAGUUCAUGGACGACAGUAACAGGUCCAUCAUCAGAAAUGUGAAGGGCCCAGUCAGAGAGGGAGACGUCCUGACCCUUCUGGAGUCUGAAAGAGAAGCAAGGAGGCUUCGUUAGUGUGCAUUUGUGAAGACCACCCCCCCCCCAUCCCGGAAGUUUGGAGAGUGGAGCAGUUCAACACCAGCUGUGCUGCCACCUCUUUAUUCAGAUGUGCAGAUUGAAAUAAAGAUCUUUCAAAUUUUGA